UCAUUAUUCACUUUCCCCCUUUCUCUUUCAGAGUUUUCACGUCUUCCACAAUGAAUCCAGUUUACAGCCCCGUUCAACCUGGGGCUCCUUAUGGAAACCCUAAGAACAUGGCCUAUACAGGUUAUCCUGCUGGAUAUCCCACGGCUGCCCCUACCUACAACCCAAAUAUGUACCCGACCACCAGCCCAGGCUAUGCCCCAGCGACACUCCUGAUGAAACAGGCCUGGCCUCAGACAUCAUCCUCUUGUGCCUCUGAGGGUACCUUUCACCUCCCAGUGGACACUGGGACCGAGAACAGAACUUACCAAGCUUCAUCAGCCGCAUUCAGGUAUACCGCUGGAACGCCCUACAAGGUCCCUCCCACCCAGAGCAACAGCGCACCUCCUCCCUAUUCUCCAUCACCAAAUCCUUACCAAACCGCUAUGUACCCCAUCCGAAGUGCCUAUCCGCAGCAGAACCUGUAUGCCCAAGGAGCAUAUUAUACACAGCCAGUGUAUGCGGCGCAGCCUCAUGUCAUCCACCACACCACCGUGGUCCAGCCAAACAGCAUCCCGUCUGCUAUUUAUCCAGCUCCCGUGGCUGCCCCAAGGACUAACGGCGUGGCCAUGGGGAUGGUAGCUGGGACCACCAUGGCAAUGUCAGCAGCUCCUGCCCCGCCCCCUCCUCCCCCAGUGAAGGUCUAUUUGUUUGGUUACAACUCGGGUGCAACUUGGCACAUGGUCGGAGGCACUUUGCUGACCACCCCUCAACACACUGCCAUCGGGGCACAUCCAGUCUCGGUGCCAACCUACAGGGCACAAGGGACCCCUGCCUACAGCUACGUACCUCCACAUUGGUAAUCCCAUUGGCCAAGCCACAUCUGGAGUCAAACAUUGUAUGCAACAACUCAAGUCUUACAUGGGUGCUGGAGCAACUGUCCCAAGGCACCAAGUCUGUUAGCAAGAACACAAACAAAAGAAGUGCAAGGGUCACUUUAUGCAUUCUGUAGGGUUUAAUUUUUUAAUUCCUUUUUUUUUUUUAGUUGAUUUUGUAAAAGCCACUUCCCUGCCAUAGCCCCAUUCUCUUGCUGCCACCGCCUUUCUCCUCUCGUCUUCCCCCACUCAGAAUUGCUUCAUGCCACCCACUGAUGCUGAGCAAUAUUCGUGCUUUUGAAUCCCCCUCUUCCUCCCCCAGUCUUCACCUUCCUCUCUUCCCCCAGUUCCACGUCGCAAGUGUCUCCUGAUCUCAUGCAUUUCAUCCAGAGUCUAAUUUUGUUUUUUUUUAAUACUAGCAAAAAUGAUUGACUGGUGAUGUUCAGGGUUUCUGAGUGGGAAAAAAGCACAGUGCUGGCAGGCUAGCAGGCUUCUCCCCCCUCCCCCCCCUUUCCAGUUCCAUUAAUAUCUACCUACCUAUCUGUCUAUAUCUGUAUCUUCAAUUGUUCCAUCUUCCACAACAUGACACGGGAAAAUUGGCGUCUUCCAGAUAAGGUGUCGGAAUUAGAUUUACAGUUCAUUAUAUCUGCGUUGAAACGUGGAGCUCAUUCCUUCAUUUACAGGAGCAGGCAAAAGGAUGAAUGGCGUGUCGGGCCACCCCCACCCCUCGUGUCACAGGAAGCAGGGAAGCUGCUAACUAUU
Molecule: messenger RNA, 1613 nt
Organism: Podarcis muralis (Common wall lizard)
Lineage: Eukaryota; Metazoa; Chordata; Lepidosauria; Squamata; Lacertidae
Source: RefSeq, a predicted model, not a curated record